Molecule: messenger RNA, 3105 nt
Organism: Medioppia subpectinata
Lineage: Eukaryota; Metazoa; Arthropoda; Arachnida; Sarcoptiformes; Oppiidae
Source: the annotation of a GenBank genome assembly
UCAGUACCUGGUGUUGGUAUGAGAGGAGAUGCACAGGUGAGCGGUGGUAGUGGUGGUGGGGCUGAUGUGAAGCUACCUGUGCUCUCCUCUAUGCUCUCUCCUAUGAUACUGACCACCACUCAAAUCGAAGGCACUUCGUGUCAGAUCAAUGAGUUUAAGUGUCUAAACAGUACCAAAUGUAUUGACGAGACCAAGAAGUGUGACCAUUGGUCGGACUGCGGCGACGGCGACAACUCUGAUGAACAGGGAUGCGAUUUCCCGGCCUGUCAUGAGGGCCAGUUCAGGUGCUCCAAUGCCAUCUGCAUUCCUCAGAGAUGGAAAUGUGACGGACAUUCCGACUGCACCGACAGUUCAGAUGAGGCCAAUUGCACGAUGAUCUCCUGUCCCGACACGAAAUUUUUGUGUCCAACAGAAAAAUUAUGUAUUAAUAAAGAGAAACUUUGCGACGGAAAACAGGACUGUAAGGAUGGCGCCGACGAGAAGGACGCCUGUUCGUCCAAACUGUGCGAUUCUUUGUCGUGUGAGUACAAGUGCAGGGCUUCUCUCGAAGGCGGGACCUGUUAUUGUAAGGACGGGAAGACCAUUAACCCGAAAGACCAGAGAACGUGUAUAGAUCAGGACGAGUGCAAAGAAUGGGGUUCUUGUGACCAGAUCUGUAUUAAUACACCGGGCAGUCACCAGUGCCAGUGCGGGUCCGGCUAUUCAUUGGUUGAGCCCCGACAUUGCAAAGCCACUAAUAGUUCGGAUAUGCGGCUAAUCUUUGGCCAUCACAGCGCCAUAUAUCGGAUCGACGCCACCGGUUCCACGUUAGACACCAUUACCAAUACAACUGCCGUCAGCGGUAUUGACUUUCAUUACGUGAAGAAUCAAUUGAUUUGGUCAGACGUCGAGACACGAAAGAUCUAUUUGAUGCAAUUGGACACAUGGCGUCAGCCCAGAGCUUUCAAUACCAGUAUUCAACAUAAGGAGAUAUCGGUGUCCUUUCAAUGGAAUCCGAUUGCAUUAGCCGUCGAUUGGAUCAACGAUAAGAUUUAUAUGAUAAGUCUGUUUGAAAUGGAUGGCAGUAAACACACGAUUGUCAUCAGUCAGAACCUGACGGCGCCGCUCGACAUAGCGCUCGAUCCGACCAAAGGUUUUAUGUUUUUCACGGACACCGAUAACAUCGAUCGGGCGCUUAUGGACGGAACCCAACGAAAGACAAUUGUCAUGAACUAUAUAUACAAAGCGUCGGGAAUUACUGUUGAUUAUGUGAACGAAAGAGUGAUGUGGUGUGACUCGCAAUUGGAUCAAAUUGUGUCGGUUGACUACGAGGGCCAGAACCGACACGCCAUCAUCAGAGGCAGUACUAAAGUGCCGGCGCCCGUGAGGGUCACUCUCUUCGAGAAUCACGUCUAUUGGACGGACAGCACUCGACAGGGAGUUCUCAAGACUAAUAUCUACAACAAUCCCGACGCCAACGUUGAGGCCAUAUAUAGAGAGCGACGUCUGGCCAAAGAGCCGCGCGGUAUCAAAGCGUUUCAUUCGGUUCGUCAGCCAAUAGUUCCUAACCCUUGCGGCUCUAAUAACGGCGGCUGUCAUCACAUGUGUGUCAUCACUCGCAACGGCGACGGCAGUGCCUAUGCCUUAGGAUACCGGUGCGCCUGUAGUAUCGGCUUUCAAUUGGCGUCCAAUCAACAGACUUGUGUCAGAGUCGAGGAGUUCCUAAUGUAUUCGCAGCAGAAGUUUGUGAGAGGAAUACUUCUGGACCAACAGUCGCCCGGAUUUAAUGAUGCAAUCGUUCCGGUGGUCAGCAGAUCAGCCCGUUUUGUGGGACUCGACUUCAACGCCAGGAAUAACUAUAUAUUCUAUUCGGACGUUAUAUUGGAUGUGAUCUAUAAGAUCAAAGUCGACGGCACCGGCAAAGAGAAUGUGUUGGCCUCACAGAACGAGGGCGUCGAGGGUUUGGCCCACGACUGGGUCUCAAACAAUCUGUAUUACAUCGACAGCCGGAAAGGGACUCUUAAUGUGAUCAGUGUUGCCAACUCUACAAACAAACGAGUUCUGCUGAAGAACCUGAAGCGGCCGCGAGCUAUAGUGGUUCACCCGAACAAAGGGUUUGUGUUUUACUCGGAAUGGGAUCGACCGGCGAAUAUAAGCCGCGCAUAUCUGGACGGAACAAAUGUGAUGAUCUUUAGGGGUGUUUUGCUCGGGUGGCCAAACGGGCUCAGCAUUGACUACCAGUUGGAUCGGCUGUAUUGGUGCGACGCUCUGCUCGACCACAUCCAACACGCGAACCUCGACGGCAGUGAUGUCAAGACCAUAAACUCUCCGCGCAUUAAACACCCCUUCUCUCUAGUCAUUCACGCCGAAUGGCUUUACGUCACUGAUUGGCGAUUGGAUGCCAUCUUAAGAAUGAAUAAAGAGAACGGUUCUAACGAACGCAUUGUCACCACUGUUGAAGAGGGCAGUCGUCUGUACGGCAUUCGUGUGUUUAGUAAAUCGGCCCAAAGAGUGGACAACAGACACCCCUGUCUUUACGACAACGGAAACUGUCAAAAGUUUUGUUUCCCGAUUCCGCUGAACGACAGCCACAGCUCCGGUCUGACGGCUCAGUGCGGCUGUCCGUACGGCGAGAAGUUACAGGACGACAAGAAGACAUGUUUGUCUGAUCCGGACAAAGAGCCGCCGGUUCAGGCCUGUCCCAACUCGUGGGACUUUACGUGCGAUAAUCAACGGUGUAUUCCGAAGACAUGGGUCUGCGAUGGAGACGACGACUGUUUGGAUAACUCGGACGAGAAGCAGAACUGCACUCAACCGACGUGUAGUUCCCGUGAGUUUAAGUGCGCGAGCGGUCGAUGCGUUCCCAUCGGCUUUAAGUGUGAUUCAGACAACGAUUGCGGCGACUAUUCGGACGAAACGGGUUGUGUGAACGUCACGUGUGAGGCCAAUGAGUUCUCCUGUGAAAACGGCAGAUGUGUUCCCCUCUCCUGGAAAUGCGAUUCGGAGAACGAUUGCGGCGACGGUUCCGAUGAGGGAGAGUCCUGUCACGAGAAGACCUGCGCCUACUAUCAGUUCACUUGUCCCGGAAGUGGUCACUGUAUUCCUCAAAGUUGGGCAAUUAUAUAA